Molecule: messenger RNA, 2533 nt
Organism: Quercus lobata
Lineage: Eukaryota; Viridiplantae; Streptophyta; Magnoliopsida; Fagales; Fagaceae
Product: galactomannan galactosyltransferase 1-like
Exons: 1
Coding region: 367-1692 (441 amino acids)
Cellular component (GO): membrane; endosome; trans-Golgi network
Molecular function (GO): galactosyltransferase activity
Source: RefSeq, a predicted model, not a curated record
GGCUAUAGAAGUCAUGUAGUAGAUAAGCGCAAAAGUCAAGAAGACACGCGAUGCGGAUUUGAGCUGAACAAAACGGAAUGCCACCUAAUUAUUCAAACUUGUGCGUAUAAGUCUUCAUAAUAGACAACUUUUGAUACAAGUUACGCCAAUCAAAGCAUCUUUCUUCGCCCAUAUUUUCGGCUUAACUUCAGGAUAAAUCAAGAAUUUUUCAAUCUCUCUUUAGAAUUGACAAGCUCUCUCUUCUACUAGGCUCAAUUUCCCAGAAAAUCAGAAUCAAAAAGCACAAAAAAGCUAUCUCUAGUCUCUUCUAUUACUAAUAGUAAAAGAACCACACUCCCGCAUAGAGCAAAGAAACUUUUCUUGAUAAUGGGGGUACCACAUCCGUUUCAGUCUCAAAGAUCUCCAACUACAAAACGUGCAGCCCAAAGCAAAGCCUCAAUUUUAAUCAUUAAUGGGUUUGUCUAUUUUUGUGGUGUAUCCUUGCUUCUUACUCUGGUUUGGUCCCUAUUGUCCAUGUUAGACCCUGACCUUAGUCUUGAAAACAUCAUAUCCAAAACAAGGUUCACAAACUCUCAGGGCCUUAACCAGUGCCAUGACCCACCUGAUACUACUUUCUAUGAUGACCCUAAUCUCAGCUACAACAUGGAGACACCCAUGAAAGACUGGGACAAGAAAAGAAAAGAGUGGCUAAGGCAUCACCCCUCGUUCAAUGCUGGUGCGCACAGGAGAAUCCUGAUGUUGACUGGAUCACAACCGUCCCCAUGUAAAAACCCGGUUGGAGAUCAUUUGCUUUUGAGGAUGUUCAAGAACAAAGUUGAUUACUGCAGACUUCAUGGCUAUGACAUCUUAUACAACAACCUUUUGCUUCAUCCUAAAUUGAAUAGCUAUUGGGCCAAGUACCCGGUCAUCAAAGCUGCCAUGAUGGCUCACCCGGAGGCCGAGUGGAUCUGGUGGAUUGACUCGGAUGCAGUGUUCACUGACAUGGAGUUCACGGUCCCAUUAGAAAAGUACAAAAACCACAACCUGAUUGUGGAUGGUUGGCCACGUGAGAUCUAUGAGAAGAAAAGCUGGACAGGUCUCAAUGCAGGGGUGUUUUUGAUCAGGAAUUGCCAAUGGUCCAUGGACUUCAUGCAUGUGUGGACCAGCAUGGGCCCACAGAGCCCUGACUUUUAUAAGUGGGGCGAGGUCCAGAAAUCAAUCUUAAAAGACAAGAUGUUUCCUGGGUCAGAUGAUCAAGCAGCAUUGAUAUAUCUUAUUCUGAAACAGCAUGAAAAAUGGGCAGACAAGAUAUACCUGGAGAAUAAGUAUGCUCUGAGUGCAUACUGGUUGGCAAUAGUGGAUAAGCUAGAGAAUUUGACCAGCAGGUACAUGAAGAUGGAGAGACGGGCGCACAGGUUGAGGCGGCAACAUGCAGAAGUGGAUAGUGAGUGCCAUGGUGCACUGACAGAGCAGUAUCUUGAAGAUGCAGGCCUAAAUAAUAGUACCUGGAGAAGGCCAUUUGUUACUCACUUCACCGGGUGCCAACCAUGCAGUGGAGAACACAAUCCUAUGUAUAAAGGAGAUGCUUGUGUGAAAGGAAUGCAGAAGGCUUUGAAUUUCGCAGAUAAUCAAGUGCUUCGUAGAUUUGGUGUCGUGCAUCCAGACCUUCUGAAUUCACUUGUGACUCCCCGGGAGCUUGAUCUCCUUGCUUGAAUGAACAAGAUGGAUAUUUGCACUUUUUAUUGUUUCGUUUUCCUAGGAUGUUUGUAAUAAUGUCGACCACAUUAUAGGGCAAGAUUGUAACAUAAUUUGUGGCCCAUGUUUUUAUAGCAGCAAGCAGUAUAAGUCACAAAAGCUGUAUUGGCAUUAGCUUAGCUAGCCAGUUGCAGCAACUACAAUUCACACCCAAUCAAUCAAGUGAGUACAUCACUGAACUGUGGUGAAAAGAUCUUCGUAUACAGUUUUUUUUUAUUUUUUUUAUUUUUUUAUUUUUAUAGGUAAAUAUUUCAUUGAUUAAUUGCGAAGGGGUGUAGUCCAUGUACACAAGAUGUAUACAAAAGGUACACCAGCGUUGAGUACUAAAAAUACAACUAUCAAGCAUCUCAAGCAUAUUGGCAAGAGAAAAGAGACCAGAAGCAUUCACCCACUUAAUAAAAGAUUUGGGGAAUGAAAGCUUUCACAUCAAGAACAGAUUUUUCACAACCCUCAAAACUUUGGGCAUUUCUCUCUCCAAAGUGCUGCUAUACAUUAUACUAUCAGCCACUGUAUGUUCAUAUUACUCAUCUAUUUUGAUGUCUAAAGCACUGCUGUACACUCAUCUUGAAUUUGACGCGAGUAUAACCUCUUUAACUUCAGAAGCUAUCCAUUUAUACAAUGUCUAGGGUCCAUUUGAAACAUUCCAAUCCUUUGCAGAUUUUUGGCUGCAGUUGAGAUGAAGUCCACUUCUAUUAGUUAACCCAGCUGUUUAUGUGCAAGAAAGGGAUCUUUGUUAUUACCUGCCCACAAAAUGUUUAUAUCAAACACUGCAACUUCUGAAAAUAAACAAAUACUUUAU